AUGGAGUCAUCAACGACAACAUCGUACUCGGUCGUGUCUGAGCUCGAAGGAACACUAUUGAAAAACCCCAAACCCUUCGCCUACUUCAUGCUCGUGGCUUUCGAAGCAUCAGGUCUAAUCCGUUUUGCAGCCCUGCUGUUUCUCUGGCCUAUCAUAGCACUCCUUGACGUUUUGAGCUACAGAAACUGUAGCCUCAAGCUGAUGAUAUUCGUUGCAACGGCCGGUUUGCGCGAAUCAGAGAUCGAAUCAGUGGCUCGAGCUGUUCUUCCUAAAUUUUACAUGGAUGAUGUCAGCAUGGACGCUUGGAGAGCGUUUGGUUCGUGUGAGAAGAGCGUCGUUGUGACAAGAAUGCCACGAGUUAUGGUGGAGAGAUUCGCUAAAGACCAUCUUAGAGCCGAUGAAGUCAUCGGUACAGAGAUAAUCGUUAACCGUUUCGGUUAUGCCACCGGUUUGAUUCAAGAAACCGAUGUCGAUCGAUCUGUUUUCAACAGUGUGGCUAACUUGUUUGUUAAUCGGAGACCUCAACUAGGUCUUGGACGACCGGCUAUCUUGGAUUCCCCAACUUUCUUGUCGUUAUGUGAGGAGCAAAUUCAUGCACCAAUUCCAUCAAACUACAACGUUGAGAACCAGCAAAUUCAUGCACAGCCACUACCGGUUAUCUUUCACGAUGGACGUCUAGUGAAGCUACCGACACCAGCCACCGCGUUGCUCAUCCUUGUUUGGAUCCCUUUCGGAAUAAUCUUAGCUGUGAUUCGACUCUUCAUCGGCUUCAUGCUCCCAUUAUGGGCCAUACCUUACAUUUCACGUAUAUUCAACAUUCGUUUCAUCGUAAAAGGAAAGCCUCUGGCACAAGCAACCGCCGGAAACCUAGGUGUACUAUUCGUGUGCACUCAUAGAACCGUAAUGGAUCCUGUCAUAUUAUCCUACGUGCUUGGACGUAGCAUCCCAGCCGUUACCUACUCUGUUUCUCGACUAUCCGAGAUUCUAUCUCCGAUUCCAACCUUCCGGUUAACUCGAGUUCGGCAAGUAGACGCCGAGAUUAUCAAGAAAGAGUUAUCUAAUGGGGACUUAGUGGUAUAUCCUGAGGGAACCACUUGUCGCGAGCCGUUUCUGCUGAGGUUUAGCGCGCUUUUCGCGGAAUUGACGGAUAAGAUCGUUCCUGUGGCAAUGAACUAUAGAGUUGGAUUCUUUCAUGCGACUACCGCCAGAGGAUGGAAGGGUUUUGAUCCGAUCUUCUUUUUCAUGAACCCGAGACCGGUUUACGAGGUGACGUUCUUGAACCAGCUCGAAGUGGAGGCCACUUGUUCGUCAGGGAAGAGCCCAUAUGAUGUGGCCAACUAUGUACAGAGAAUCUUGGCGGCUACGUUAGGGUUUGAGUGUACUAACUUCACGAGGAAGGAUAAAUACAGAGUUCUCGCAGGGAACGACGGAACGGUGUCGUAUAUGUCGUUUUGCGACCAAUUCAAGAAGGUGGUCGCAACUUUCAAACCUUUUUUCCACUAG
This is a messenger RNA of Eutrema salsugineum, 1503 nucleotides long. Its product is annotated as glycerol-3-phosphate acyltransferase 7. NCBI's taxonomy places the organism in Eukaryota, Viridiplantae, Streptophyta, Magnoliopsida, Brassicales, Brassicaceae. The transcript has 2 exons. Gene Ontology annotation, biological process: cutin biosynthetic process. The coding region runs from base 1 to 1503 and encodes 500 amino acids. Gene Ontology annotation, molecular function: phosphatase activity; glycerol-3-phosphate 2-O-acyltransferase activity. The record is from RefSeq and is a predicted model, not a curated record. Gene Ontology annotation, cellular component: membrane.